GGAGCUGAUCGCGUCGCGCGAAUUUGCCUCGUGAUGCAAACAUUGCAUGUAAAUCCGGAGCAUUGACUUGAGAAUUGGGGAAUUUGGGGGAAAUUGCAUUUUCCUAAGUUCAACACAAAUAGUGACGGGUUAAUUUUAUGACGCGGUGUGGGAAAAGGUGGACAUACAUUUUUUGCUCUUUGUCAUUCGCCUCGGAGCUUCGCAGGCCAUUGUCACUCUAUUAUUUUUUCAACUCAUCGUGAUCAUAGCAAUUGAGGACUCUCGACCGUCCCGCCGGCAGUUCGGUGAAUGUGACGUAAUUGAGUGUAAUACGGGAAAUUGGAUGGAUUAAUAAAAAGGCAGUUUCGCACAGGAGAAGGAGAGAAGGGUGAAAAGGAGUGAAAAUGUCUCAGCGACGCGGCCAAUCGAUUCCGCCCUAUGUGUACGAAGGCCAUUCGCCGAACGAGAGGAAUCGCUGCACGGCCGCUCUGUGCAUGUCCUGGAAGUUCUUCACAUGCCUCCUGUCCCACAUAACGCUUGUGACUCUCGUUGUGUCUUAUUGUAUUCUGGGCGCGUUCACCUUUGAACAUCUGGAGGCUGACAAUGAAAUUUCGGUGAAACGAAGCAUCGUCUACAUUCGUGGCAAUCUGACGGAGGAUAUCUGGAGAGCCACAACCGGAAUUGCCGUGCUGCACCAGGAGAACUGGACCAUGACAAUGGAGUACAAAUUGCUGGAGUUCGAGCGGGAACUCCUUGAAGCCAUGAAGGCGAAAGGAUGGGACGGCAACGAAGAUGAAAAGCAAAUGCAGUGGACGUUUGCAGGCGCUCUGUUCUACUCAAUAAUCGUUAUUACGACAAUUGGGUACGGUCACAUCGCGCCGAAAACUCAUAUGGGGAAAGUGACAACGAUUUUUUACGCCAUCCUCGGAAUUCCACUGAUGCUGCUGUGUUUGUCAAAUAUUGGCGAUAUCAUGGCCUCGUCCUUCAGAUUUUUGUACUGGCGUGUGUGCUGCUUUGUAUGCACCAGAGAGCCGAAACGCUCUCCGUCGAGACGCUUGCGUCCUGGCAGAGGAACCAUUCGUCAGCCGGGACGCCAAUCCAUUCGUAAGACGGAACGAACAAUUUCGCAGAAAUCACGGGAUUCAGGCUUCGAGCCCAGCCUCAGUCACGCAUAUUCCGACACAGAACUGCGCUACACUACGACGGAACGUGCCAGCGCGGCACAUCAUGACUACAACACGCGACAUCCGCGCUUCAAUCGCGACAAGAAUCGCUUCAGGGAUCGGCACACGGUGGAGCGGGAGCGGAAUGUGGCGCGAGAGCUUCGCGAUGAUGAGUUUGGCGAUCUCUCGCCGCGCCCGAGUCGCUACAACACGACAGGCGUGAUAAACAGGGAUUCUGGGCAUCACCGCAGCGAUCCGCGCUUCCACGGCCUUCGUGGCCAGUCGCUGGACCGGAAGCACAACCGCCACGAGGCGCCGGACGCGGAAAUUCCGGUGCUGUGCAACAGAUAUGCCAUCGAUGACAUGGAUAAGGGCGCGCCGGAGGCCGGCGGCAGUGACAGGGCGGCGCACAGGCGUCGCAUGAGGGCCAGACACUAUCAGCCCAUCAGUGGGCCGAGGAGCCAAUCUGUGCCGCGGCCGCUGUACGCGAAUCGCCUCGAGCUGCCGGAGAUUUCACCGCCAUCAUCGCGCCACAAGCACUUUGCGGAGGACAUGGACGAUUUCGAGGAGCCGGAGCUGCGGAUUCAGGCAAUUAGGAAGGCAAAGAAGCGCGACAGAGCCGCGCCGCCAUCGCCCCGAAUCAUGUCACCGAUGGGAUUUGCAGUGCACCGACAGGCGAGAUACGAGGAGGGAAAUUCGCUGUACGAUGACGACUGGGACUCGUACGGGGACAUGCCGAACCGAUCACGUCCCGUCCCUAUUUGGCUUUGUGUCUUCCUCGUAAUCAGCUAUAUUAUCGCCGGCGCAUUUCUCUUCUCCAGCUGGGAGCCCUGGUCAUUUCUCGACUCCGCGUAUUUCUGCUUCAUAACGCUCACGACCAUCGGUUUCGGCGAUUAUGUCCCGGCGACUGGUGUGAAAGCCAAUUCGGAAGUGUCAAUAGCACUGUGCUCACUCUAUUUGCUCUUUGGCAUCGCACUCCUGGCCAUGAGCUUCAAUCUCGUGCAGGAAGAGGUAAUCGCCAAUGUAAAGAGUGUUGCUCGUCGUUUGGGAAUACUCAAGGAAGAGGAAAUCGAUGAUUAGACUCCACCGGAUAAGGCUUCGGCACUCUUGCAACAUUUUCCACGCCCAGAAUCUUAUUAAAUUUUCAUUACUUCACUGUACUAAACUGGAGUAUUUACAUUACAUUAUAUACAGCCCCAAAAAUUUGCUCCACUUCCUAUAUGAUUGUGAAUUUUAACACUACAUGUCUGUCACCUAUAAAUAGAGAAAUUUUGUGAAUAUUUCAAUAUAUCCUUGGCUAGAAUGUCACCAACUUAUUGGGAAUUAUCUCCAAAUUCUCUGGUUUUUCUUCAGUUGAAAAAAAAAUCCCAUACAGAAGUGGUUUUUGGUUCAUAUUUGAUGAAAAUCCAAAGGGAUUUUAGACAAAAUUGACGAAUUGAUUGACUAUGUGAGCAAAUCGUUUUAACACUAAAGGCAUAAAAUAGUCGUAAAAUUUUUUAAUAGCAAAUCAUUGCAAUUUUCAAUCAUGAUCGAAAUUCAUUGUAACAACUCGUAACAAUGUGAGGGAAAAAAAACCAUCUUUGGGGGCAAUAAUGUCCCAUCAUGAAUAUGAUAAACUCCCACGCAUUUUCCUCCCCCCCCCAAUUUUAAUAUUGUAUUUAAUAUAAUGUACAAGGAUGUUAGAUGAUAAUAAAGCUUGUAUUUUUUAUUACCCGCAGCAUUAAAAUAUGUCGAUGCAGAGCAAGGGAGAAGAAUA
Molecule: messenger RNA, 2898 nt
Organism: Phlebotomus argentipes
Lineage: Eukaryota; Metazoa; Arthropoda; Insecta; Diptera; Psychodidae
Exons: 9
Coding region: 384-2222 (612 amino acids)
Biological process (GO): stabilization of membrane potential; potassium ion transmembrane transport
Cellular component (GO): membrane
Molecular function (GO): potassium ion leak channel activity
Source: RefSeq, a predicted model, not a curated record